UAUUAGCUUUAAUUAACAGCUAAGGACUAAAGUAACAGUCUAAAACUUUCAUAAGGGAUCAAAGAGCAGAAUUAGGUAGAUUCUACAUCAGAACAAGUUAAAAUUAGCAUGAGUGUGUGCCAUUACAACUGCAGGGAAUUAUUAAUAUCAUUCUCUAUUCUGUUAUGCACAGGUUAUAUUGAGGUAUCUUUCAAAAUUUGGAGCUUCAAAUAACACAGUGUUCUUUCAUUUCUAUGUGAAUGGAAACAGUCAAAGACAAAGAUUCCUUUUAAAUAUAUAAAAUUUUUAAAUGCCUGAGAAUGUUAGGAGUUUCUUUAUUGUGCCUGAAGUUAAAAUCAUCUGUGGCUCCCAGAUCCACAGCUUUCACUUUCACGGUCACGUUAGAGAACCCACAGACAAAAGGCAUAUUGUGUGAGUUAAGCUGUAGCAGAAAGAGCAUUUAGAUGGAGCCAGUAGAUGGAGCCAGUAGGAGGAGUGACUGAAUCAUGAUAGGGCUGUAAGCACUGCUCUAGCUUUGAUGAUAUGACCUUCUCUGUGUGCUGUGGUCUGUUGACCAGGUCCAUGUGUGGGCCAUGGAAAGCUUCUUCCCCCUCUCUAUCCCCAUAUAUGCAUACAUUUCUGCUGCCAAAAUGCAUUCUGUGCCUUGAGAUUUACCAGUGGAGUCCAGUGGUUGGCUGCCCCUUUGGUAAGAGAUGACAAGUCUGAAGAACGCAGAAUUAAUGUCCACUUUCUCCUCCAUGGCAGGCUAAUUUCUUCUUUCUGUGCACCAGUUUCCCAUCUGGGGCAGUGAGAAAAAGACAAAGCUAACAUGGCUGGCACAGCGCUGCAUGGCUAUCCCACUGACAUCACACGCAGCAACACUCACCGGGUGAAGCCAGCAGAGAGACCAGAACCAGGAAACCACACUCUGCUGGCUGAGUUUGUCCUUUCUGGAAUGUCCAAGAACCCAGAACUGCAGCACUUGCUGUUCUUCACAUUCUGCUUAAUUUACACCAUCACCAUCAUUGGGAACCUUACCAUCAUCAUGGUCACAGUGCACCCCACCCUCCGCAUGCCCAUGUAUUUCUUCCUCUGGGUCCUGUCCGUCUUGGACAUUUCCACAGCAUCGAUCGUUGUCCCCAAGAUGCUGGUAAACUUCCUGUCAGAGGACAGGAGCAUUUCCUACAUGGGCUGUGCCACACAGCUCUACUGUGUGAUUUUCUUAGGAGCUACAGAAUGCUACCUUUUGGCAGUCAUGGCUUAUGACCGUUACGUGGCCAUAUGUGACCCCCUUAGAUAUUCAACCAUCAUGAACAGCAGAGUUUGCCAUUCCUUGGUCCUGCUGUCAUGCUGCAGUGGUAAUGUUGUGUCUGUGGUGCAGACAGUUUGGGUGUUCAAAUUGCCAUUUUGUGGGCCCAAGAAGAUUAACUACUUCUUCUGUGAUAUUCCCCCCCUCAUUAUGCUCUCCUGCGCUGACACAUCUUUGUAUGAAAAGCAGAUCAUUACGGCCAUGGUGCUGGUCAUCUUUACACCAUUUUGUCUCAUCCUGGUAUCCUAUGUCUGCAUCAUCUCCAGCAUCCUCAAGAUUUCCUCUACAGAUGGCAGAUACAAGACCUUUUCCACCUGUUCCUCACACCUUACUGUUGUAUUACUGUAUUAUGCGAGUGGGACCCUGGUUUACUUACGGCCAAAAUACAGUAAUUCACAAGACACUAAGAAAGUUCUAGCUCUCAUCUACACGACCAUAAUUCCCUCAUUAAACCCCCUGAUUUACAGUCUGAGAAACAAAGAAGUGAAAGGAAUACUAAUCAAAAUUAUAACUGAGCUGUGGAAGAGAUAAACUUAUUCUGCUUGAAAGAAUCUUUCUUCUCCUGUGUAUAUUUAGAUUUUUUGUUUCUUUUAUGCUUGACUGUUUUUAAACACCCUGUGUUGGAACAGCUGGAAAAUAGAUGUAUCUCAAAUUCCAUGUAUAGAUUUUCUGUUUCUUCUGUCCAAUAUGAGUAUAUAUGAAUCUUACCACUUCGGUGUUUGUGAUAUACCUCCUUGCAUCAUCUGGUGGAAAAUGCGGUUUCAACCUUUGUUUCCAAGAAAAAAAAGUUAAUUUUUCAUACAAUACAGUCACUGUAGCAGGAAUGGCAAUGUGUCUUGGACAUGUAUCUUGUCACCUGGGCCAUAGAGUCAUUUGUAUUUUGCAUCUCUCUGUUACUAGUUCUUUAUGUUAUGAAUAAAAUUUUUUUGGAGAUGUACCUGAGAGCGUCAUACAAGCACUUGCAGAUAAAUGACUCAAGGACUUUGGAGUCAUUUAUCUUCUGUCAUUUGGAAGUGGGGAGGAAAUCAGAUCUAGUUUUGUCUGAGAGAGUAGGAAACUGACUGCAGUCUCCUACAUGAUCAAUGAAUGCUCUAGGUCCAUAAGUGCCUGUUUGAAAGUGUGUCAUCGUCCUGUAUGUGUCAUUUCACCUGCUAAUGCAGAGAACCUAGGCCAGAUUUCCUAAGGUUCUUCUGUCUCAUGUUUUACUACAGCACACAGACAUCUCUUUCAGGGAAUCCAGAGAUCAAGAUUCAUUAUGUACUCUUUCAAGAGUGAGUGGGAGAAAAAUGUGUUAUUUGGUGAAUUUGAUUAAAUUUAAAAAUUAUCAUAAUGAGCGAGAAAAAAACCUCCCAUGGUAGUUGUCUCCACUGAGUUUUGCCUGUUGCCUUUCAGGGGAAAAUACUAGAGACAAGCAUGAAUGCAGUUCUAUGAACUGCCUUCUUUUGCAGUCCAGAGAGUACAACCACCAUCUUAUAUGGACACUCUCAGUCAUCUCCAGUGCCAACCUUCUGUCAGGACAUCCUGAGGACUGAGAAGCUCCACAGAUCAACCCCGAUGAAGAAGAAGAUCUCAGAACAAGAUCCUCAGUGGCCUCUGAGUGUGCAUAGUUUGUGCAUGCAUGUAAAUGUAUUCCUGUGUGUAAGUGCGUGUGGCAGAACUUGUAGCUCAGAUCAUGUUGAGAACUUGCAUACUUGGGUUAGUGACAGAGGUGGCUGCAGUGUGCUGGGUGUUGGUCUUGGACUGUGCUCAGUGGAAAUAUGUUGCCCUUUCCCUUCUCAGUUGGUAAAGGGAUGACUUAUCUGCUGUUACACCAUCAUUUGUCCCAGGAGGAGUAGGCCAAAUGAAUCUUUGUGAUGUUCCUCCUGCCCUGAGUGACAUCUGUGGAGGAGACUGUUCCCUGCUCCCCUCAUCUCUCAUACUGCCCUCUCUCAUUCAAGUCCUUCUGCACCUUUGCAACACUCCUAAUUUUAGAAAAAUGCAGUAAAGAAUCUGCAUUUUCACUAGUUAUCCUUUUUCUCUAGAUAAUGAAGAUAAAUAGGUACUUCUUGAGAAUAGAUCAUCUGUUCUACUUUAAAUUCCUAAUUUAGGAUCAGUGUCUAAUAGAAUACCGUGUCCUUUUCUCUCCAGUGAUAUACCCUAUUAAAAAGGCCAUGGAACAGCCAGCCUGAACAACAUCCAUAUAAUAUGACAGAAACACAUAAAAAAGAUUUACAGAAAAAAGCUAUAGAAAAUGCAGUUGUUAAAAGCACAAUUAGACAUUAGAAGCAGAGAGAGUCAUGAUCUUAUUUAAGUAGCACUUGGGAAACAGUCAAUACUGUAAGAAAGAUGAGUUCUCAACAUUUUCAAGCUGAAGGGAAUGAAACUUGUAGUGCGCUUCCUGUUAUGGUAUAGUGUACAGGUGAGAGAUGGGAGUAUGAUGUUCUCUAGACAUCAUGCUAAAGCUGAGCUGCAGUGCAGAAAAGACAGAAACAUGACUGGACAAAAUCCUGGGCAACUGAAUCUGGUGAAACUUACUAAGCCACAAAAACCCCAGGAUCCUUCUCUGAAGCCAGUUGGUACCCAACCUGUACUAGGUCAUGGGGUUAUUCCAAGUGCAGGACUUGGCAUUGCCCUUUGCUGAACUUCAUGAAGUUCCUCUGUCAAUUUCUCCAGCCUCUUGAGGUCUCCUUGAAUGACAGCAUACCCAUCUGGUCUACCAACACUUCUCCCAGAUUUUGUAUCAUCUGCAAACUUGGUGAGGAUGCACUCUAUCCUAUAAUCCAGACCAUUAACGAAGACAUUAAAUAGUACUACUGUACCUAAUAUUGACUCUUGGAGUACUUCACUAAUGGCUGGCCUGCAGCUGGACUUUGAGACCCUGAUCACAGUCCUCUGAGCACAGCAGUUCAGCAAGUUUCCAAUCCACUCCACUGUCCAGUUACCUAGUCCAUACUUUGUCAGCUUGUCUAUUAGGAUGUUACAGGACAAAGUGUGAAAAGCCUUACUGAAGUCUCUUUGCAUUCAUCAAGCCAGUCAUCUCAUUGUGGAAGACUGUCAGGUUAGUUAUGCAUGAUUUCCCCUUCAUAAAUCCACGCUAACCUCUGAAGCAGCUCAAACUCCCUCAUAUGCUGUAAGUAUUUCCUUUUCAUUCAGGGUGGAGCAACUUCUUCUAUAUCCCGAGCUAUAAAACCCUAGAGGUCCAACCUGGGUCCUUCUGAAUGUUUUUUGCCAAAGGCUCCAGGUGAGACCAUGCUCCCCAGGUGUCAUGUAGAGUACACUCUGCACAGCUCUGAUGCAAGAACUAUCUCUUGUUUGAUCUAUUCAAAGGCACAUUGCAGCUUAGGGUCCCAGUUGAAAGAGUUGUUCUUUCAGGUCACUCAGUAGAGAGGACUCACAAACUCACUGCAAGAGGGAAUAUACAUUCUCCAGAAGUUCACAAUGCCCAGAAAAGCUUAUGUUUCUUUUUUUGCUAGCUGGUGGUGAUGUGGAUGUUUUCUUACUGAACACAUUCACUGGGAUGUGACAAUAUCCAUUUUGCCAUUUCAUUCUCAGAAACUGUCUCUCUUGUGCAGGUCCUUUGAUCUUGCUCUGUUUUAUGGCAAAAUCAGUCUUCAGAAGGAAGAGAACUUCUACCUUUCAUCAUGAGAAGUCCUGUCUCUUUUUGGUAUUAAAAAGGCAUCCAUCUUUCAGAUGAUCUGACGUUAAGGCAAGAUUACAUGUCUGUUCAGGCAUCAACUCUUAGGCCAUUGGAAGUGAAAACUGGUCUAGACACCUGUCUGAAUUCUCCCACACACUUUUCCACCCAGGCAGUGGCUGACUCAGGUCAUAUUCCUGUGUGUCUUCCCCAACCAGUUGAUUA
This is a messenger RNA of Tyto alba (common barn owl), 5126 nucleotides long. Its product is annotated as olfactory receptor 10A7. The transcript has 2 exons. Gene Ontology annotation, cellular component: membrane. NCBI's taxonomy places the organism in Eukaryota, Metazoa, Chordata, Aves, Strigiformes, Tytonidae. Bases 809 to 1819 code for a protein of 336 amino acids. Gene Ontology annotation, biological process: G protein-coupled receptor signaling pathway. The record is from RefSeq and is a predicted model, not a curated record. Gene Ontology annotation, molecular function: olfactory receptor activity; G protein-coupled receptor activity.